GCUGACGACAGCGCGACGCUAGAACGACCCGAGACAGCGCCUGAACCGUCGGUCAGCGUCCCGUUUCCACGCGACCCAGACUUCGUCGACCGCGGAACGCUGCUUGAUCAGAUUAGCAAACGAUGCGCAGCGCCAGCAUCGCGGGUAGCGCUGGUGGGCCUCGGCGGCGUGGGGAAGUCGCAGCUAGCCAUCGAGCACUGCUACCGCACCGCCGAACAGUCGCUGGACACGUGGGUGUUCUGGGCGCAUGCGAGCAACACCGGGCGACUCGAGCAGAGCUUCCGGGAGAUCGCCGACCAGGUCAGGGCUCGCGGCCGCAAGGACCCGCAAGCAGACGUGUUUAAGCUAGUGUACGACUGGCUGCGCGAUGCGAAGAACGGACGGUGGCUAUUAGUACUCGACAAUGCAGAUGAUGCUGCUACAGUCUCUCCGACAGAGGGCAGCAGUGGUCUCCAGCAGCAUCUAUCGAGGUAUCUGCCUUUCAGCAGGCACGGCACCGUCCUUGUGACGAGUCGGACAAAGCACGCAGCGAAGCAGAUUGUGGAGGACAGUGACAUUAUACUAAUCGAGCCAAUGCACGAUGCAGCUGCAUAUGCUCUGCUCCGUAAAAAGCUAAGGGACAUAGACGAUAAAGACGAAAAUAUCGCUACGCUAGCUAUAAUGCUCGAUCGUAUGCCGCUUGCUCUCGUGCAGGCUGCAGCAUAUAUUCGAGAGCGAGCACCACGGUGCUCAGUGCGGCAGUACCUCGAGGAGUACCGGCAGAGCGAUCGCAGAAAGACGAGUCUGCUAAACCGGGAGGCGGAUCACCUUCGCCGAGAUAAAGCAGCCAGCAACUCUGUCUUAGUAACGUGGCAGAUCUCAUUCGAACACAUACAGAGCACAAGACAGUCAGCAGCAGGCCUGCUGUCGCUGAUGAGCUUCUUUGACCGACAGGGGAUCCAGGAAGCUCUACUCCACCAACAGAGCAGCAUAGCAGACGACGGAUUUGAAGAAGACGUGCUAGUCCUGCGAGACUACUCGCUUAUCACGGUGACUAGAGAUGCAGACACAUUUGAGAUGCAUAGCCUAGUGCAGCUAGCGACGCGCACAUGGCUCGAAAACGAAGGGCAGUUGGCCAAGUGGAGGGAGCAAUUUAUCUCUAGCCUGUGUGCAGCGCUGCCGACUGGAGAGUACGAAAACUGGGAGAAGUGCCAAGCGCUAUUUCCACACGCACGAGCGGCACUAGCACAGAGGCCUGAGAGUAAAGAGUCACGAAAGGAGUGGGCGUUGUUGCUAUAUAGGGCGGCAUGGUACGCGUUGCGACGGGGGAGAGCAGGUGAGGCAGAGGAGAUGGCGACGAUGUCGAUGUCGGUUAGGAGUGAAGAGCUUGGGGAAGAAGAUGUGAGAACGGUAGAGAGCAUGGGGAUGGUGGGACUAGCUAGACUGCUUGGAGGUAAGCACAAAGAGGCAGAGGCGAUACUUAGGCAGACGCUAGCCCGGAUGGAAAAGAUGUUCGGGUAUGGACAUCGACACACGCUGUCGAGCAUGAACAACUUGGCGACAGUGCAAGCUAGCCAGGGCAAGUAUAAAGAGGCAGAGGUGAUGCAUAGGCAGACGCUGGCGUUAAUGGAGAAGGUGGAGCAUCCAGACACGCUAUCAUGCAUGAGCAACUUGGCACACGCACUAGAAAACCUGGACAGGUACGAGGAGGCAGAGGUGAUAUAUCAACAGACGCUGGCGCGGAGCGAGGAGGUAUUCGGGCGUGAGCAUCCAGAAACGCUAAUGAGUAUGCACAACUUGGCACACGUACUAGACAACCUGGGGAGGUACAAGGAGGCAGAGACGAUAGACCAGCAGGCGCUGGCGUUAAUGGAGAAGGUGCUUGGGCAUGAGCAUCCAUACACGUUAGUAAGCAUGCAAACCUUAGCAAACGUGCUGAGCAGCCAGGGCAAGUACGAGGAGGCAGAGGUGAUAAACCGACAGGCGCUGGCGCGGAGAGAGAAGCUGAUGGGGCAUGAGCAUCCAGCAACGCUGAUGAAUAUGCAAAGCUUAGCACACGUACUAGAUAGGCAGGGCAAGUACGAGGAGGCAGAGGCGAUGAAUCGACAGGCGCUGGCGCGGAAGGAGAAGGUGCUUGGACAUGAGCAUCCAUACACGAUAAUAACUAUGGGCAACCUAGUAGGAGUACUAGAUAGGCAGGGCAAGUACGAGGAGGCAGAGGUGAUGAAUCGACAGACGCUGGCGCGGAGGGAAAAGGUGCUUGGGCAUGAGCAUCCAGACACGCUAAUGAGUAUGCAAAGCUUAGUACUACUACUAGCUAGGCAGAGCAAGUAUGCAGAGGCAGAGGCGAUAAAUCGACAGACGCUGGCGCGGAGAGAGAAGGUCCUCGGGCAUGAGCACCUAUCCACGCUGACGAGCGUAUACUGCCUUGCCAAUCUUCUUACACAUCAGCGUUGCUACAACGAAGCCCUUGCUCUAUACAAGAGAGCAUGCACUGGGUACGAAGCUACGCUUGGGAAGGCUCACUCAACCACGCAUGCGUGUCACCAGCAUUACGCUGACGCGCUUGCAUCUCACAAGCAGCACCAGCUUGCUGUCCCUCCCAUAACUCCGGAUAGCAGCGCACGUGCAUACGCAGGCAAGCAGUCAAAGCUGGUACGAGGGCUAGCAAAGAUAGGCAUUAGAAGCUCAAAGUCUGUGGGGUAG
Messenger RNA from Bipolaris victoriae FI3, 2685 nucleotides. RefSeq lists its product as hypothetical. The annotation marks the transcript as partial. Lineage: Eukaryota; Fungi; Ascomycota; Dothideomycetes; Pleosporales; Pleosporaceae. Gene Ontology annotation, molecular function: protein binding; ADP binding. The transcript has 2 exons. The record is from RefSeq and is a predicted model, not a curated record.